UAACGUCACCAUUCUUCAAUUAUCCCCGCGCUCCUGGCGCCCUUUUGAUAAGGACGAAAAUUUACCCAUGUUGACGAUCUAUAAUUUCUCGUCGGUGGUAAUAUGCUGUAUUGAGGUUAGGUUUAUACAUUGAAAUUUGAAACACGGUGUAUGCAUUCUGUGAAAAUAAAAAGAUGGGAAGUUUAAUAGGCACACGUUUCUGUGCUAAUACUCAAUUAAGGAAUCAUACAAUAAUUUCAGUAUUAAAAUCAAUGAAGAAAUAUGUGCAUAAUUGUUCAUCAAAUAAAGAAAUAUAUAAUAUUCAAAACCAACAAGGAUUUCUGCAAAUCACUCAGUGUUGCCAUAUUUUAAAUCUUUCACUUUGCAAUAGUGUCAAAGUGAAUAAUGUAAAAUAUUUUUCUAUGACCUCUGUAUUGGCAAAAACUAAAGACCGUGGCGAAAAGAAACAAAAGAUUCAGCACAUUGAUUAUAAUGAGUUAGAACAAGUUGUUGAUAUUACUAAAUUAACUUCUCAACUCGACAAGGUCAUUGAAGGCUUAAAAGAUGAUUUUACUCAGCAUUUGUCAGUAAGAUCAAGUAUAGGUGCUAUUGAGAUGUUAUCUGUUAAAUUUGAAGGAAAGGAUUACAUGCUGCAAGAGCUUGCACAGAUUAAUCGUAAGCCUAAAUUGAUAGUGCUGAAUGUAUCUUCCUUUCCACAAGCUAUCCCAGAUAUUCUAAAAAGCCUCAUCAAAAAUCAAAUGAAGCUGAAUCCGCAACAAGAUGGGACUACAAUUUAUGUUCCUAUCCCUAAAAUAACAAAGGAAUAUAGAGAAACCUUGUCUAAGAAUGCAAAAAGUUUUUAUGUGAAAUGCUGUGACAACAUUAGACAGAUACGCAAUAAACAAAUUAAGGUUGUGAAACAAAAAGAAAACUUAGCUAAAGAUCUGGCAUUCAGGAUAGAAAAUUAUAUAGACAUUCUUAGUCAUCAAUAUGUAAAUAAAGCAGAACAAAUGCUAAAAACUAAACAAAAAGAAUUAUUAGGUGAUUCUGAAUAAAUUUGUUUGGUUUCAAAAAUUUAUAAUU
Messenger RNA from Monomorium pharaonis (pharaoh ant), 1062 nucleotides. It is a transcript of the gene mRRF1, whose product is annotated as ribosome-recycling factor, mitochondrial. Gene Ontology annotation, molecular function: ribosomal large subunit binding. Lineage: Eukaryota; Metazoa; Arthropoda; Insecta; Hymenoptera; Formicidae. Gene Ontology annotation, cellular component: mitochondrion. Bases 174 to 1034 code for a protein of 286 amino acids. Gene Ontology annotation, biological process: translation. The record is from RefSeq and is a predicted model, not a curated record. The transcript has 3 exons.